Molecule: messenger RNA, 1209 nt
Organism: Kazachstania africana CBS 2517
Lineage: Eukaryota; Fungi; Ascomycota; Saccharomycetes; Saccharomycetales; Saccharomycetaceae
Gene: PCT1
Product: choline-phosphate cytidylyltransferase
Exons: 1
Coding region: 1-1209 (402 amino acids)
Biological process (GO): CDP-choline pathway
Cellular component (GO): nuclear envelope
Molecular function (GO): choline-phosphate cytidylyltransferase activity; phosphatidylcholine binding
Source: RefSeq, a predicted model, not a curated record
AUGUCUGAAGGUAAGCUAUCAAGAACUUCUUCUCUCAAAGAAAGACUGUCCACCACGUCUUUAAAAAAUCUAUUCAAGCCUGAUAAGAGAAAGCAUGAAGAACAGGAGGAAGAAAAUGACGAAGAGAUUGCUAAGAAGGAACUAACGAAGCGUCGUCGUCUCAAUGAUAGUGAAGAACUGGAAAAACGGUUAGAUCUUGAAUUACCAGAACCAAUUAGAAAAUAUAGGCCAAAAGGUUACCACUUAAAUCUUCCCCCAGAAGGUAGACCUGUCAGAAUAUAUGCAGAUGGUGUCUUUGAUUUGUUCCACUUGGGUCACAUGAAACAAUUGGAACAAUGCAAGAAAUCUUUUGAUAAUGUUACUUUGAUUUGUGGUAUUCCAAGUGAUAAAAUCACCCAUAAAUUGAAAGGUUUAACUGUGUUAAAUGAUAAACAACGUUGUGAAACAUUGAUGCAUUGUAAAUGGGUGGAUGAAGUCAUCCCGAAUGCCCCAUGGUGUGUUACUCCAGAUUUUUUGAAAAAACACAAGAUCGAUUAUGUGGCUCAUGAUGAUAUACCUUAUGUCAGUGAAGAUAGUGAUGAUAUUUAUAAACCAAUAAAGGAAAUGGGGAUGUUUUUAACCACUCAGAGAACAAAUGGGGUUUCUACAAGUGAUAUUAUUACAAAAAUUAUUAGAGAUUAUGAUAAAUAUUUAAUGAGAAAUUUUGCAAGAGGUGCAACAAGACAAGAAUUAAACGUUUCUUGGCUGAAAAAAAAUGAAUUAGAAUUCAAAAAACAUAUUCAAGAAUUUAGAUCAUUCUUUAAGAAGAAUAAUGUUAGACAAAUUAAUAACUCAAAAGAUCUUUAUUUUGAAGUUAGAGAAAUUUUAUUAAGGAAAACGUUAGGUCAAAAAUUGUAUUUGAAACUAAUUGGUCAAAGAAAGAAAAAUCAUAGUAACAGUAUAUCCUCUUCAUCUUCAGAUGAAAGUAGUUCUAAUGAUGAUAAUGAAAUUGGUAAUGUAUUGAGGAAGACCGAAAAAUUAAUUAAAGAAGAAUCACCUGCCACUGAAUUUGCAAGAAGAUUUACUGGUGAACAAAAUAUCGAUAGUGAAAGUGACGAAAGCGAUGAAUCAUUUGUCUUCAAUGAAUCAAGUGAGAGUGAACAUUCAAGUGAUGACGUUAAUGACGAAGAACAUGAUAAUGACGAUGAAUCUGAAUCUAAUAAACAUUAA